AUGAAUUCCUACCUCUGCACGGGAAGCCUGAGCGAGACGAUAGCCCACGAGCAGCGGGCCGCAGCCGAGCCAGGACGCCCGGACAGCCGAGGCCCCGCCGGGGAACCGGACUGGGUUGCGGCCUUUGUGCAGAAGAAAGAAGAACGGGACAUGGUGGACAGGCUAAAGGAAGAGCACAUCAGGAGGAAAAAGCGAGAAGAUCGCCUUGAGAAAAUUCGGCAUAACGUGCAGUUAAAAUACGCAGCAAAGAGAAAGCGAUCUGAGGAGGAUGAGACAAAGCGCCUUCUUCAGCUCAGCAAGGAGGUUCUUUCAGAGGGAGCUGGAGUGGAUGCUCUAGAGAAGCUGGAUCACAAUGAGGAGGAGCUGAUUCUCGCAGAAUAUGAGAGUGACGAAGAAAAGAAAGUGGUAUCUGGGCUGGAAGAAGAUGAUGAGGAUUUGGAAGAAGAGCAUGUGACUAAGAUUUACUACUGCAGCCGCACUCACUCCCAGCUGUCUCAGUUUGUGCAUGAGGUGCAAAAAAGUCCAUUUGGCAAAGACACGCGUCUGGUCUCGCUGGGAUCCAGGCAGAACCUGUGUGUGAAUGAGGAGGUGCGACGCUUGGGGGCUCUCCAGCUCAUCAAUGACCGCUGCAUGGAGAUGCAAAAGAACAAACAGGAAAAGAAGAGUGAUGAAGAGAUGGAAGGGAAGAAGAGACGUGUGAGUCGCACUGUAUGCCCAUUUUAUUCCUAUGAGCAAAUGCAGUUUCUCCGUGAUGAAGUUCUAGUGGAAGUGAAGGAUAUUGAGCAGCUGCUGGUGGUGCUGCCCUAUCAGAUGCUCUUGCAUGAGCCUACCAGGAACGCUGCUGGGAUCAAGCUGAAGGACCAGAUCGUAAUCAUUGACGAGGCCCACAACCUCAUAGACACCAUCACCUGUAUCCAUAGUGCGGAGGUCAGUGGCUCUCAGCUGUGCUGUGCCCACUCCCAGCUGUUGCAGUACAUGGAGCGAUACAGGAAACGGUUGAAGGCAAAGAACUUGAUGUACAUUAAGCAGAUCCUGUAUUUGCUGGAGCGGUUUGUGGCAAUGCUGGGAGGUAAUGUGAACCAAAACCCAAACUGUCAGGCAGUUUCCCAAACAGGGACAGUGCUAAAAUCCAUCAAUGACUUUCUGUUUCAGAGCCAGAUUGACAAUAUCAACCUCUUCAAGGUUCAGCGUUACUGCGAGAAGAGCCUCAUCAGUAGGAAGCUUUUUGGGUUUGUGGAGCGAUAUGGAGGCCCUGCCACAGCUCUGAAGACCAACAAGGAGAACCAGAAGUUGGCUGGUUUGCAGAACUUUCUUCUGACCCUCCAGCAGGGAUCAGAUAAAGAGGGUACUCUCCAGAGCCCUCCUGUGGAGGCUGAGAACAACCAGCUCCGAAUUGCCUCUCCACUGAUGCAGAUUGAAGGAUUUCUCUCAGCCCUCACGAAUGCAAACCAAGAUGGCAGAGUCAUUCUCAACAGGCAAGGCACAGUUGGCCAGAGCAGCCUCAAAUUCCUCUUGCUGAAUCCAGCUGUCCACUGUGCCAAGGUGUGGUAGGAAGGCCGUGCUGUAAUCAUUGCUGGGGGCACCAUGCAGCCGGUAGCUGAUUUCCGAGAGCAGCUGCUGUCCUGUGCUGGUGUGGAUCCCGCACGUGUCGUGGAGUUCUCCUGUGGACAUGUGAUUCCUCCAGAAAACAUUUUGCCCAUAAUCCUCUGCAGUGGUCCUGCCAACCAGCAGCUGGAGUUCACCUACCAGACGAGAGACCUGCCCCAGAUGAUGGAUGAGACGGGUCGAAUCCUUUGCAACCUGUGCAACGUGGUCCCAGGGGGUGUGGUGUGCUUCUUCCCUUCCUACGAAUAUGAGAAGCAAGUGUACGCACACUGGGAGAAGACGGGACUGCUCACCCGCCUGGCAACAAAGAAGAAGAUCUUUCAGGAGCCUAAGAAAGCCAACCAGGUGGAGCAGGUGCUGGUGGAAUACGCCAAGUGCAUAAAGCGCUGCAGCCAGGCAGGAGGACAGAUGACGGGGGCCCUGCUGCUUUCUGUAGUUGGAGGCAAAAUGAGCGAAGGGAUCAACUUCUCUGACGACCUGGGAAGGUGUGUGAUUAUGGUGGGAAUGCCUUACCCCAACAUUAAAUCUCCAGAGCUCCAGGAAAAAAUGACUUGGCUUGACAAAACAAUGCCCAGAGCUGCUGGCCAGGCACCUAGCAGAGAGCUGAUUGAAAACCUGUGCAUGAAGGCAGUAAACCAGUCAAUAGGCAGAGCUAUUCGCCAUCAGAAGGACUUUGCAAGCAUCCUGCUCCUGGACCACAGGUACGCACGCCCUGCCAUCUUUAACAAACUGCCGCAGUGGAUCAGGGAGAGAACCCAGGUCAAACCUGCCUUUGGAUCAGCGUUCGCAGAGUUAAGAAAGUUCCACCGUGGGAAGUCGGACACUCCGUGAUGCGGAUCAGAGAACAGGCUCUCGGUCAAGUCUCUGAGCUGCACAGUCAAAGAACAGCCGAAGCAACACAAGUUCCUGCUUUUCCAUACCAAGGCAUUUGCGAAUCUCUGCCUUCUGCCUCCUUUUGUGGAUGUUCAGUCUCUGAGUGCUAUGAUGGUGAGACAGCCUUCAGCACCAUAACCAGGUGGGAAACUGGUUGUAGGUCUGAGGCAGGUAAAGGGAGUAGCUGCAAGCUCCUAUUUGUUUACACUUGUAAAGGUUUUAUUUAAAUUUAUUAAAUAUUUUCAACCCAAACACUUAAGUAGGGGGAGGGUAAUGAUU
Molecule: messenger RNA, 2757 nt
Organism: Egretta garzetta (little egret)
Lineage: Eukaryota; Metazoa; Chordata; Aves; Pelecaniformes; Ardeidae
Gene: DDX11
Product: DEAD/H-box helicase 11
Exons: 26
Biological process (GO): establishment of sister chromatid cohesion; nucleobase-containing compound metabolic process
Cellular component (GO): nucleus
Molecular function (GO): hydrolase activity, acting on acid anhydrides, in phosphorus-containing anhydrides; DNA helicase activity; DNA binding
Source: RefSeq, a predicted model, not a curated record